Molecule: messenger RNA, 1617 nt
Organism: Nannizzia gypsea CBS 118893
Lineage: Eukaryota; Fungi; Ascomycota; Eurotiomycetes; Onygenales; Arthrodermataceae
Product: homoserine O-acetyltransferase
Exons: 1
Coding region: 1-1617 (538 amino acids)
Biological process (GO): L-homoserine metabolic process
Molecular function (GO): L-serine O-acetyltransferase activity; homoserine O-acetyltransferase activity
Source: RefSeq, a predicted model, not a curated record
AUGACUCGCCUUCAGCAAGCAGUCAGAAGCGUGGUGCAGGCAUUUUCGGGGAAAUCUCUGGCCCACCGUUGCCGGGGUACUGCUUCUUCGUUCGCAUGCUACCGCAGCAGUCCUGUACCAUUAGUCCACCAGCGGGCAAUCCAUCACACCAGGCAGCCUCUCAAUUCUCAGGCUAUUGUCUCCCAAUCGAGAUCCCAGGACAGAAGCCAGUAUGACUCCUCAAAUCCUGCUAUGUCCUUCCCAUGUCUAGAUGCUCUGGAGGCCAAAUCUGCCGCCCUGUCAAGGAGGUCCUUGGCUUCUGGACCAGAGCCAUCUUAUACAGUUGGCAAACAUGAGGUGUUUACUUCAAAACAAGAUAUCCUACUGGACUGGGGUGGUAUGCUGCCUGAAUUUGACAUUGCCUAUGAAACGUGGGGUUCAUUGAAUGCGGACAAGAGCAAUGCUAUACUCCUUCACACUGGCCUGUCCGCUUCAAGUCAUGCGCACAGCACAAAGACAAACCCACAGCCAGGAUGGUGGGAAAAAUUCAUCGGGCCAGGAGCUCCCUUGGAUACAGACAAGCAUUUCAUCAUUUGUACGAAUGUGAUUGGGGGUUGCUAUGGGAGCACAGGCCCAUCAUCAAUUGACCCGUCGGACGGCAAACGGUACGCUACUAGGUUUCCUAUCCUGACUUUAAACGACAUGGUUCGAGCACAGUUUCGGCUUCUGGAUCAUCUGGGGAUUUCGAAGCUGUAUGCGUCUGUUGGUGCUAGUAUGGGUGGAAUGCAGAGCUUGGCUGCAGGGAUACUAUUUCCCGAGCGAGUGAACAAGAUAAUCAGCAUCAGUGGUUGUGCAAGAAGUCACCCUUACAGCAUUGCUAUGCGCCACACCCAGCGCCAGGUCCUCAUGAUGGACCCUAACUGGGCUCGGGGAUUUUAUUAUGAUUCAAUCCCUCCCCAUUCAGGUAUGAAGCUAGCCAGAGAGAUUGCCACAGUUACCUACCGUAGCGGACCAGAAUGGGAGAAACGAUUUGGUAGAAAGCGAGCAGAUUCAAGCAAGAAUCCGGCACUGUGUCCUGAUUUCUUAAUCGAGACGUACCUUGACCAUGCUGGUGAAAAAUUUUCAUUGGAGUAUGAUUCAAAUAGCCUCCUGUAUAUUUCUAAGGCCAUGGACCUUUUCGACCUGGGGUUAUCACACCAGCAAGCCACCCUUCAACGCCGACUGGAAAACGAGGAAAGGAUAUCCUCACGCGGGAAGAUGUCUGCUCAGGAUAAUGCAUCUUGUAGCUUGACCUUGCCUUCAAAACCGUACGAGGAACAACCAUCGGCGAAUGAUAAUAUUCAGGGCUCUGGUAGCUCUUCAGCCGCACCAUCUGAAUCUACCUCCUCAGGCCCUCCUAUGGACCUCGUUAAUGGACUCUCUCCACUAAAGGAUCACCCUAUACUUGUCAUGGGUGUAGCAAGUGAUAUUCUCUUCCCUGCGUGGCAGCAGCGAGAAAUUGCAGAAUCACUCCAGGCCGCUGGCAGUAAGGCAGUCAAGCAUAUCGAGCUAAGCGAAGAUGUAUCCCAUUUUGGACAUGAUACUUUCCUCCUGGAUUUGGAGAAUAUUGGAGGUCCUGUGAAGAAAUUUCUUGCAUGA